Molecule: messenger RNA, 375 nt
Organism: Aspergillus tanneri
Lineage: Eukaryota; Fungi; Ascomycota; Eurotiomycetes; Eurotiales; Aspergillaceae
Exons: 2
Coding region: 1-375 (124 amino acids)
Source: RefSeq, a predicted model, not a curated record
AUGCCUGGAUACGCUUGGAAAGAGGAAGAAGAAGCCUUGGUGGUGUACUUUGCUUGUUUGGGCCUCCAACAUCGCGUGAUUGCUGAGCUCCUCAUGCAGCGUGGCCUUCACCGCACCGGGGUUGCUGUUACGAACAAAAUUGAAGAAAUCCGGAAAAAGAACCACACUGGUCCUUUGAGGAAAUUGACAAGAUAUGAAGCUGAUUGGCUGGUUGUUGGUUUAUCUGCUGGCCAUAACAUGGCUAGUUUAUUCGUACCGACACCUGAGGACCAACAGAUUGUGAACAAAGUUCAUCAGAGAGUCGACCUUUGGGAAGAAUAUCUAGCCUUGGUAGGUCGCACAGCUUGGCCAGCUGAGCUGGCCAAGCAGACCUAG